Molecule: messenger RNA, 7218 nt
Organism: Pocillopora meandrina
Lineage: Eukaryota; Metazoa; Cnidaria; Anthozoa; Scleractinia; Pocilloporidae
Source: the annotation of a GenBank genome assembly
AUGGAUGCAUCGCUGGUUGCCUUCGUGCCGGUUCCAAUAGAGUUGAAAGGCCAUGUCAUUGGUAAGCAUCGAGUCGUGCUUAAUGAAAUGAUUGAGCUUUCUGGAACCACAAUUGAUCCCGGGAGCAGAGAUCAACCAGGGUUUACUAUAACUGGAAACGAAGAGGGAAUAGAGAUGGCCAAACAGCUUAUAUCUGAAAAACUGGUCAGUUCAAGACACGUUAUUGUGUUAAGAUUAACAUUACUUCAUAUUGUGUCCUUCGUGAAUUUUCACUUAUGUUCAGAAAUGUACACAGUAGGAAAAAUGUCAGAUUUAAGGAAAUUUCGUCAAAUCGAGUUCAUUGACUCGACGAUUUUUAUGAAUUUCAGUCAAAUUCGUGAAAGCGAAAUCAGCUUGGCGGAUUUCACGAUUUUGACGAAUUUUCACCAUUCUUCGUAACUGCAUGCAUUUCUGGACAUAUCUCAGAAUUUUGACGUUGACAGCUCUUUUAAAGGCAGCUGACCAGAGCAAAACUACCUCCGUAAAUUUCAUUUUUGCAGGAGGAGCUGAAAGAUAAUUGGGACGAGCUGAUUGAAAUUCCAGAUAGACACAAAGGCAGGGUCAUUGGGAAAUGGAAAACUAAGUUACGCGAGCUAGAAACCGAAACAGGAGUAAGACUUUUUGUCAAGGAACGAGAGGUAUAUAUAGUCCGUGGAACAGAACAACAACGGCGACGUGCAAAAAUUAGCAUUGGAAAAAUUGUGGUAUGAACUAAUUUAUUCCUUGAUAAUCAUUCACAAAGCGAGACCGCUGUAGGAGCGUGAUUUAGGAUAGUCUUGCUGAACUCCGGAGAGUAGCAGCCUAAGAAUGAAAAGAGAAAAAAACGAUGGCAUUUAUCAAGUGUGGUAAACAGGAGCCGCUUAUUGCAAACUGAGUAGUAAACCCUAGAACUCGUGCCCUUUUUUCGAAGAAAAAAAAUGUGUUUUCUGUAUGGUAACCACUUAGAGCUAACUCGAUAAUUCGCCAAGAUACGUGAUGUUUAAAAUCCUGCUUCUGGUUAAAUGUAUCGUGUUUUCUUUUCCCUGCGUCAUGUCUUAGUAUGCCCUUGAAAUGGUUUCUUCGGCCUUUUGUUUGUUUUAUGGGCCAGUAACUGUUGAAGACAAACCUCUUGGAGUUCAAAAUUUUUAAAUGAAACAUAACAGAACUGUGAAUUAUCGAGAAAAAUAAAAACAGUCAAAAAAUUCUUAAAAUUUAGGGAAAAACUCAGACUUUCAGCUUUCUGUAAAUUUAUUCAAUCCUUGAGGAUGUCAGGGUGGGUAAGGUGAGAAAGCGAUCAAUUUUAGGGCGUGAACGAUUCAAGCAUAUGUUUUAAUGUUUGUCAGCUGUUCAAAUUAAUUAAGUAUCAAAAGUUCAAUUAUCAAGGUGUUAAAUUUCCACAAAAAGCGUUUAUCGCCGUUAGUCUCUGCCCUUUAUCAGAAGGAGAGAAUACACGCAGAGCACGGUGAAAAAUUUUGGCUGACCAAUUCCGGUUUUAAUCAAUCCUCAGCGAAAAGUGAUCUAAAGUUCGGACUGUGACUGAGGUUUCUUUAUUUUCAUUGUAAACUAAUUGAUUUAUCACAAGCUGAAUACUCGUGUCGGGUUUAAGCCAAUAACUGUGCUUGCAAUGUGCUGGUUAAAAACCUACUUUGUGAUUGCAUUUUACCUUUUUCUGAGCACUGGUAACGAUGCCUUUAAACCACCAGGCUGAAGCAAGAAUGAAGGAUUUUGAAAACGAACUUUAUAAAGUUUGCUCCUAUGUCGAUGGCUGUCAUCUUCCUGUGAACUGUAAACUCAAGCUUGAGGAGACACCAGAAGAGGAUCACACCUAUUAUCGGCUGAAGCCAGCUGAGCACUUUGAAAGGGAGGUAUGUUUCAUGUCAAACUUCCGCAGGGAAAAACUAUGCACGUGUUUGAACACGUUAAACCCGUAUUGAACUAGAAAUGGACGGAGGAAUACUGUGAUAGCUGACCUUUUCUGUGAUUUAUGCUCGGCGUUUUGAAUUCCAUGCUUAUACAGACUACGAAUUUCAAACCAUGAGAUCCGUGCUAUCAAUACCCAAUUGUCAUCCCAGGUCUCUUUUUCCGCCCCUUUGACAAAUUUCAAAAAUCGUACGCUGUAUCAAUUUCAUUAUUUUAUCGCGAAUUUACACUCUUUACUCCAAACGCAAAUUUAAAUCUCGGCAGGAUUCCUACAAUAACUGGAACGACACCGUGUAUCAAUCAAAUCUUGGGGAUGAAGUUUUGAUCUCUCUAAGGAAGAUUAUAAAUAACGUGGAAACAGCUGAGAAUCCGAAGGUCGACAUGUGGUGCCAUUUAGGAACCUCCCUUAUUAGAGCACCUGGUGAAGGUAGUGUUCAUUUCUCUCUUUCAUUGAUGAAUAUCAAAAAUCCAUCCUGUUUAAAAGUUGUUUUUUUUCUGCUAUGUUGUCUCUUCCUUGUCGUCCUUCUCGCCGUUUCUCCUUCGCGUUCUCUGUGAUGUUCUCUCUUUUUUGUUUCCCGUGUGCACUUUGCAUUUCCUUACUGAUAACACAGACCUGGCUGACUUGUCACACCUCGCGAGACUUACAAAGUGGUUUAUUUAUCAACACAUUUAAAAUUUAAGUGUCCUUUUUGAUAUCGUAGAAGACGUUCUCCAACAAACGUGGAGUAUCGAGGAGAUAACAGAAAAGUUUCAGAAGCCCGAUGAAGGGGAAAGUUUUUGGAAAGUUUCUUUUACCCAGCGAGACGACAUUCCAGAGGAUAUCUUUAAAAGAAAUGGCUACGUAGAGAUCACUGAAGACGACGAAUAUAUCUCCAGAUAUGACCUGACAUAUCUGACACCCUGCUUUCAUAAACUUAGGUGUAAGGUAAGUUACAGAGAUCUUUUGUCUCUUUUCUUCCUGGGCAGACAACGAACGUGUGUAAUGCGUAAUAGAACUCCUAAGUUCUUUUGUUAUAUUUUUACACUAAACUCAAUUAAUUUGCUUUGCCCUUUGACGGCUUGUCACUAGAUGGCCCAUUUAUUGACUAAGCGAAUGAAGACUUUCCACACCGAUCAUGCUUGUGCGAAGGGAGAGAUUCAUUUGAACACGAAGUAGUUGACGCAUUUUUCAAUGUCACCAGCACGUUUACUGAAUUUCUUAGGGGCACUGCAUUCUUUUGUGUUUGUUUGUUUUUUUUUUUUUAUAUUUGAUAUAGUUUACGGCGGGAAAGCGUACAUUAAUACUCAAUAUCCAAAAGUAUGUGAUAGCCGUCCAAACUUCACAAUCAAUACAGUCACUAGGGUAAUUUAGUAUUAUCAACUGAGAUGAUAACGAAAUUGACCACCGUAUAUAGCUGACGUUUCGAGCGUUAGCCCCUCGUCAGAGCGACAUUCACUCUGACUUCGUCAUCUCAACGACCCAAACCGCAAAAUCAUGUCUGAGAGACUGAUUAGGUUGUUUGCUAUACGGCAUGCUGCUUAUAAGUGACUGGCUGACUUAAUGACCAACUGGCUGACUGACAGUUUAAUUUACUGACUCACCGACUGAUCAAGGCUGGCUGAUGGAAUAACCGACCGACCGACCGACCGACUAACUAACGCACUGACUGACUCUCUCACUGACUGCCAGACUGACAGGUGGAAGGACUGACCGAAAUGACUAAUGAAAAAACGACCGGACAAAGAACCAGAUAGAAGGACAGACUGGGACACAGUUUCUCUCUGUUUCCACGUCGGUUUUCUCUCUCCCAAACUUUAGGUGGGCCAAAAAUUGAAUCAUAAAUCUACACCCCAUUACAUACUGUGCUUUUUCCCCUUUAUUAAUGUGACAGGUGUGGGUGGCAAAGAGUAACAUAAAGAAAAGGCUGGAAGAUAUACCAAUCCCUUUCAGUGACGUUAAAAAUGUACUGGAGGAGAUUUAUUUCGAAGAUGAUUUGACACGAGCACGCUGUCGUGGAUGGCUCGUACUUAAAUCUCGAAGGCAUUUGCAGAGCGACAUUCUGUUUCCUGGCUGCGAGCUAGACUGCAGGUUCACUAUGCGUGAGCGAAGAGGCAAGACUAACAAUUUGUGUUUAGUUGUGAUCGUUAUAGUCAUAUGUAAUCAUCAAUCAUUUAUUUGUUCAUUCAUUCAUUAAUUCCUCUAUCCAUCCUUCGAUCCGCCUGUUUGUCCUUCCAUUCAUCCCAACAACCAUUCAUUCAUCCUUUUUCAUUCAUCCUUGCCCUGAUUAGCUUUCGAAGGCUCUUUCCUACGGCACAAUGGCAUUGUUUUAUACAGAAAAGAACAACUGCAUUUAUGCAACUUCGAUAGGGUCGUGGGACGUGGUUUCCAAACCGGAAGCAAGACAGAAUUAAUGAUUUUUUUCUCUGGUUUUGAAUCAUUGUCUAUCAUAACGUGAAUUUUCCAUUCCUCUGGUGAUAGAUCUCUUAAACUUCCAUCCACGCAAUAGAGACCGGCUGGUGACAGAAAAUCAGCCAAGAAAACUCAAUAUAUUUUAAACAUACUGAGAUUUACACGCUGAAAGAAGGCCGAGUAAAUUUUCUUCUCUGAGUAAGUUUGCGUCAUUUACUGCAUAACAUCUUCCUCCACUUAAAUCACCUGAUCUAAGAUUUACCAUCUUCAUUUACACCACAAUCAAACUUAAGCAUCCUAUAUUCAUAUUCCUAUGUCCUUGAUAGGCAAGCACUUCUGUUUCCCAGAGGCUUUCAUUCUUCUUUUAACCAAUUACGUCCUUCAUUCAUCGAUACAACAUUCAUCCAUCAAUCUUUUAACAAUGUAUUCGUCCUUCCCAUUUUACUGUCACCGUUACCAAGUAGACUUUUGAUGCGAUUAAACAUCGCACCUUCAUAAAGACUAGUUGUUAUAUCUAAUACAUGUGAAAAUGACAAUUUUUUAUUUUCAGCGUCUAAACAAUCCGAAACUUGUCUCACUUCCAUCACGCACCACGUCCUGGUCAGAUGUCAAUACGCAACAACGCUGCUCAGCAAUAACUCAAAACAGAAAAAAACCGAAAAGGGCCACGUGUGUGUUUAAUUUAUAACGAAUUGCUUUGGAAUGAAGUUCGCUCUGAAUCCUUCCCAUCUCACGAUGAUACAGCUCUAUGAUUUUUGCAUGAUAAAUUGUUUAUUUUCUACCUCUAAAAAUAUUGCACAAAAGUAAAUACUGUGAAACAUUUAUCUUCCCAUAGAUUAUGCUGUUGAAAGAGGAGACGUUCCGAAAAUCGAAGUGAGACGCACUUUGUCCACAUACCUUUCUCGAUUAACUUGGACUGAUGAAGAUGCCUUCGGAUUACGUCUUCCAGAUCACAAUUUUCCUGAGGGAUUUCACUUACUCCAUAAGCGUUGCUGUAAGCGAAAAAUGUACAGUACGCGUCCAGGAUUCUCUGCCAUAAUUUCGCAGGAGAACUCAUGGUGGACUGACCCUUCAGGAAAUGAAACAAACAGAGAAUCGGUAACAUUUAAUUUUUUACUACUUUGAAUCUCAUGAAUUUUACAAAUAAUGGCAUAUUUUCUGAAGAACACACUGUCGAGUCCUAACUCUAUCUUUCUCUGUUUCCAAUGGGUAGACCGACCUCCAUCUACACAGCGAAGAGUGCGACAAACUCCUUAGUAGCUCAGAUUGGCAACCGGAAAUCAUAGUUCAAAAGUUGCCUGCAUUUCUUGAAUUUGUAAAGGAAAUUCAAGGCUAUGUCGUGCGGGAAAUGAAAGAAACUGGAUCAACAAGAACAGGUUAGAAAACACAUGCUGCCUUUUCGUGUAUCUCGUCGACAUGAAAAAGCAUCGGAUUCCAUACCAACUUUAUCCCUUUUAACGCCGGAUUCCUAAAUUGAGCUAUGUCUUCAUACAAAAACAUCACAAAUAUUAAUAGAGAAAAGUCCCAAGCCUGCAUUGCAAUCAGUGCAUAAUCUCAAAGGAGCUGGGUCAGAGAAUUGGUUUAAACUCGUCUUUAUGUCUCAUGAUGAGGUAUCAACCGUCUACCUUAGUUAUUAAAGGCAUCACGGCGAAAAUAGUGCCAAUGAGACCUAGAAGAAGCCCACAAAUAAUUCGGGAGAUUGCAGUACCUUUUCUUUCAAAUAGGACCUUAUUCUGGGUAGCCAUUGUUCUCGUAGCGAAUAUUCUGAUUUUUGUAUUAAGAAGUAUCGUAUAUCAACAUACAUAGCAUAAAAUGGCAAUCGACUUCUUUUUCCUCACGAAAAACUUUAGUUAGAACCAUCGGACUUAAUAUUCUGCUUUGACUCUGAGCGUGACACCAUUUCUCUUGACUUCUUAUAAAGAAGUGUUCUUUCUAUUAAUUCUAGCUUUUUCAUCAUACAUUCAUCAUUUAUUUAUUUAUAUAUUAUGGUUGUUAUUACGAAAUUUUUUCAUUGGAUCUAAUCUACAUGAUGAUGUUCUGUUGCCUUCGAAAAUGCAGUUCCUCCGGAGAUCCUUGCAAGGGGCCCUUCAGCCUUAAAAGCCUACUAUGACGCAUUGGACGAAGGAAAAAUCUGUGACAGGAGAGUACCAUUGAUGUUGGUUGGACAAGACCGAUCUGGAAAGACUAGCUUGAAGAAAUCGCUAAAGGGAAUGUGUUUCGACCCAGAAGAGGAGAGCACAGUGGGCAUCGACUUAGAUCGUUACCAUUUUCAAGUGACAACAGAAAUGUGGACGACAGGGAAAAAGAAUGAAGAAGGAGACGUUGAUGAAGAAGCUAUUUCAUUUGAAGAAAACGUAGCACGGUUGGCUGCUAAUACGUUGAAGAAGACAAAAACUGUCUCUGAGUUUAGAAGCGAACACAUUGCUGAUGAAGGAGACUAUGAUCUUGAAGAAACUGAUGAUCUCUUGGAGGUAAUCCCCAGUGACAAAACAGUUGGCCCAGAGGAAAUCGAGUCAACAGAGGCUCGUUUAUCCACUGAACAUAGCACGGGUGAAAUUCUCAAAGCGGUAGGAGAGGCUCCUGACCAGAAACCAGAAGAAAAUUUACCUUAUCUCACUCCAGAACAAGAAUCAGAAUUUCAAGAAAUUGCUUCAAGAAUUGAACGCAAACUUAAACUCGAGGAAAAAGAAGAUGAAGAUAUCUACUCAAUUCUGUGGGAUUUUGCCGGACAGUCCGUUUAUUAUGUGACACAUCCCCUCUUUCUCACUGCAAGAGCAAUUUACUUUCUUGUUUAUGACCUCAGCCAAAAUCCAGACGAAAAGGCUAAGCCUCUCGUGAAGCAGGGAGUGUGUACAACAAAAGUCCCAAGACAGUUUCAACCUGAAAACUAA